Lepisosteus oculatus (spotted gar) is the source of this 5487-nucleotide messenger RNA. RefSeq names its product upstream binding transcription factor (gene ubtf). NCBI's taxonomy places the organism in Eukaryota, Metazoa, Chordata, Actinopteri, Semionotiformes, Lepisosteidae. The record is from RefSeq and is a predicted model, not a curated record.
UGGAAAAUGCCUUGUUCGAAAAUGUGGAGUCGUGCGAGGGGAGGGCGCACUUCGAGGUCGCCAUGCCGUUUAACUGGAUCCGUGUCUCGGCUUGGCAAUGCGCGUCUCGUCUCGCCUCGCUGUCGGUAACUCUGGGCUUUAUUUGAGUGCAACGACAGCUUGACGUCGCGUAUGUUUUCGGAACCGCUUGGUUGCGAUCACGAUACCGAGCCCUUUCGCUUUGAUCCGGUUUUUUUUUUCCGACCCGAGUUGGAUUUCCACGCGGUGGCUGCGGGGAUAGCCGACCGCGUCUCCGCUUUGCCAUCUGGGAUCUCAGUCUAAUUUCUCACCGCACGGUCUCGCCUUUCUUUCGAUGCAGCGAAGCAGUCAGGGCAAACAGGGAAAAAAAAAAAAGGGGUGGCUGACUGAUCUCGUUGUUGCGUGCCGGGGUGUUCAGACCUAGAAUCAGCCCAGCUUCUAACACGCUGCUUCCUCAGUCGCCAUACCGCCAGAGGAAACCUGUCUCCCCGUACUGCUUGUCGGUUCUACGCCGAUUUCCACUGGAUAUCUGUUAAAGACAAGGAGAGCUGUAGAGGAUGAAUGGUGAAAUGGAGACUUCCACUAAAGACAACGAACUCUGGUCCAAGGAGGAUCUGUUAAGGUUGCUGGACAGCAUGAAGGUCAUCCUCCCUCAGAAUGACCUGGGCAGGUUCAAAACAACAGAGUCUCACCUGGACUGGAAUAAAGUGGCUUUUGAUCAUUACUCAGCAGAGAUGUGCAAGCAGAAGUGGCUGGAAAUCUCUCAUGCGAUUCGGAAGUUUCGAACGCUGACUGAACUGAUAAAUGAUGCUCAAGACCAUGUCAAGAAUCCAUAUAAGGGAAAGAAGCUCAAGGAACAUCCGGAUUUCCCCAAGAAGCCGCUGACCCCCUACUUCCGCUUCUUCACGGAGAAGAGGGCGAAGUAUGCCAAGCUGCACCCCGAAAUGAGCAACCUUGAUCUGACUAAGGUCCUCUCCAUAAAGUACAGGGAGCUCCCGGAUCGAAAGAAGUUGAAAUACAUGCAAGAGUUUAAAAAAGAGAGAGAAGAGUUUCAACGCAGCAUGAUGAAGUUCAGAGAGGAACAUCCAGAUUUAAUAGAGAGCAAGAAACGUUCAGAUGUCCCUGAGAAGCCCAAGACACCUCAGCAGCUGUGGUUCAGCCAUGAGAAGAAGAUUUUUUUAAAAUUGCACCCUGGAGCAACCAUAAAAGACAUCAAGGAAGGUCUCGGGAAGCAGUGGUCGCAACUAACAGACAAGAAGAGACUCAAGUGGAUUAACAAGUCUCUGGAGCAGAAGAAACUGUAUGAGGAGGUGAUGCGCGAGUUCAUUCAGCAGCACCCGGAGCUGAACAUGACAGAGGAAGGGAUCAACAAGUCUACCCUCACGAAGGCCGAGCGGCAGCUGAAGGAUAAAUUUGACGGCAGACCUCCGAAAGCUCCUCCGAAUGGAUACUCGAUGUUCUGCGCAGAGCUCAUGACCCGAAUGAAGGAUGUUCCCAGUACCGAGCGCAUGGUGAUCUGCAGCCAGGAGUGGAAGCUUCUCUCACAGGAUAAGAAAGAUGAUUAUCAAAAACGCUGCGAGGUGAGAAAGAAGGAAUAUGAAAUUGAAAUGACCCACUUCCUGUGUAGCAUCUCUGAGGAAGAGCAGCAGAGGGUUCUGCGGGAGGAGAAGAUGCUGGGCUUCAGCAAGAAAAGCCCUUCGGCCAAAAAGAACACCAAAAGCAAGCAGAGCGGCUCCGAGAAGCCCAAGCGGCCCAUCUCGGCCAUGUUCAUCUUCUCGGAGGAGAAGAGGCACAAGCUGCAGCAGGAGCGGCCGGACCUGUCGGAGAGCGAGCUGACGCGGACACUGGCCCGCAUGUGGAACGAGCUGUCGGACAAGAAGAAGGAAAAAUACAAGCAGCUGGAGGCAACGCUGAAGGCCGAGUCGGAGAAGAAGGGCCCAGAUGAUCGUGCCAGACUGCCUGAGUCGCCUAAAACUGCCCAGGAGAUCUGGCAGCAGAGUGUCAUUGGGGAUUAUAUGGCCAGAUACAGGAAUGACCGCACCAAAGCUCUGAAAGCCAUGGAGGCCACCUGGAACACCAUGGAAAAAAAGGAAAAGAUCAUGUGGAUCAAGAAGGCAGCAGAGGAUCAAAAGAGAUAUGAGAGGGAACUGAGUGAGAUGCGUGCUCCCCCUGCAGUGGUUAACCCAGUAAAGAAGAUGAAGUUUGAAGGCGAGCCAAAGAAACCACCAUCAAAUGGGUACCAGAAGUUCUCCCAGGAACUGCUGUCCAGUGGGGAGCUGAACCAUUUGUCUAUGAAGGAGCGGAUGGUGGAGAUUGGGGGGCGCUGGCAGAAGCUGCCCCAGACCCAGAAGGACCGCUACAGGAAGAUGGCAGAGGAGAAGCAGAAGCAGUAUAAAGUGCAGCUGGAGCACUGGCUUGCGAAUCUGUCAUCACAAGACCGAGCCGCUUACAUCGAAUACACAUCAAAAAAACGCAAAGGGAAAUCAAAGCCUGGUGGGACAACCGCAAAGGUGAAGGCUCUCGUCAAUAAAUCGGAUUCCGAAGAGGAAGAUGAGGAUGAGGACGAUGAAGAGGAGGAGAAGGCGGCUUCUUCAGAUGAAGAGUCUUCCAGUGAGGAAGACAGUGAGGAGGAGGAGGAAGAGGAGGAUGAUGAGAACGAGGAAGAUGAUGACGAAGAGGUGGAUGACAAGGAGAACAAAUCUGAAAGUAGCAGCACCGGCUCGUCCAGCUCUGAGGAGUCCUCCGACUCGGAUUCCGACUGAUCCAAGGGAUGCCCGUAGGAAAAGAAAAUCCAUCCUUCCUGACUGUGAGCAUUGCAGAGCCAAGAAAUGGGGGAACAGUUCCCUUCCAUAAAUGCUGCUGUAAUAGCACUCCCCUCCCAGGAGGAGGCACCCUAUGAGCCGAAAAGACAGACAGCAAGAGUGCUUUUUGUGCAAAGAAUCCCUUCAAAUUCCCCCUGCCCUAGCUUAAACACACAGACACCUACAUGCUGGCCUUUAGGGACACGUGCGCUUUGCUGCAAGAGCUCUGUCCAGCUGACUCCCAACAGCCUGCUCCCAGAAUGUUUCUCCAUACUUUAGUUUUUAACACACAGUUCUUGAAAAGAACACUCACACCUCUGUCAGAACAAUGCGACAUGUUAUAAGGAGACUUGCUUUCACGUUUGGGGCAAAAAAAAAGCUGAACACCAAGACUUUUGUAAAGCAUUGUAACUUUUAAAAAACUGAAUACCACUUUUAAAGCUUUUUUGUGAUGUGAUGUAAAACAAAAUGCCAAAUUCCCUUAUUCUGCCCAGUAACGCUUUUUUGAAAGGGAUAUUGUUGAAUCUCACGGCUACUGUAUGCGGUAGGUAUUCCCAGUGACGAGGAGUGAAAGAGUACAGUUCACUUGCAGGCAGAGCAGGGGAGAGGUAUGGGACCACACACUUCCGUUUAAGCUAACGCAUUGAUUCAAGGCCUUUGUUGUCAAACAAGUGUUUUUGAUUGUGAUUUUCAUGAAGAAAUAAGCCAAGAAAUAAGCCAAGGCUAAUGACCUGUUAGGUUGGCCAAAUAUCAAUUAAAUGUGCUUUUGCUACAGAGUUAAAAUGCUAGUUACCUGUUUGGAAAAUGUUAAGUGGAGUAAUUUCUUACAUCACAUUUAAAGACUGGAAUAAGACCACCAUCUACUGUUUUCAGUUUAUGAAUCAAACUCUUUGGUGAGAAGGCCUAAAAGCCACAGCUAAGCAGACAAGUUUAAAUGCUUGUUCAGAAAAUGUUACUUGUGAUGCUUGAUGAGUAGUUUCAACAUCAGCAUCUGUUUAUAUUCUUUUGUUCGCCAUUAGAUUAGUAGGGGGACUCAGCUUGCAAUCGCAACCUUUGAUUCUAUGUCAUUUAAUUUCCCAGACUCAUUGACAGUAUUUCAGAAUCAUUUCCUUUAGUCCUAGAUUUGUUACGACCAACAUCCUUCCUUUUUUACUUUUUUUAGUGGUAGCUCACCUUUUCAGAAGCUACUAAAAAAAAUACAAAAGAUUUUAAGGAAUCAAAAUGCACAUGCUUUCGUUGAAAAGAACGACAACAGAACGCCAAGAAAGGAAAUUCAGUCUGUGGCUUUCAAAAGUUGAUUUUUUUUUCAAAGAGAAUGCACUCCCAGGCUACUGUACUCUAUGGAGCCCCCUAGUGGUGUAUGAUUAACUGUACUGCGUGAUUCUUGAGCCUCAGAAAUGCUAGGAACCAUCCAUUUGCGAUGAGCUGUUGUAAACCUAGUAUUUGUAGGAUGGAAAAUAGCUUCUGUGCAGUUAGGGUCAGAUAAAACAGAUUUUGUUUUAUCCACAUUGUCCUUACAAACCACUGUUUUUUAUGAAUCCUGAUUAUAAUCUCUACUGCAGAUUGUCAGGUCUCCCAGUGCAAUCAACAGACAGCUUCCAAAGGUGAAGAUGUGCACUUAAACUUUUAUUCUUACUUUUUAUUUACUUUCAUGAGAUUCCUACUAAGUUACCAAUUAGGUAUUAUAAUGGUGGGUUAACUGUUUUUAUUAAACCAGAACAAAUUUGCAUUUAGGACAUCAUUUUUAGUUUUUAAUCUUAAAUAUUCUAAGACCUUUCCUGUGAAUUCCCCACUAGCUUAGUGUAAAAAGACCACAUUUUUUUGUUGGGGAAAAGAAUGUCUAGUGAGGCCAAGCUGAAUGAGUAUUUUUCCUAGUAAAAAAAAUUAUGAGCACUCACUUUAGUAAAUGGAUGCAUAAAGAAAAAAAGUCAUGGAGUCAUUCACCUCCACCCAUGAGGAAAUAUUGACAUUGAAAUUAAAUAUUUCAUAACUGGAUCCAGAAGUCUUUUUAAAUCAAAGGAACAGUCUUCAGGCAUUACAAUCCUGAGGCCAAGAGCUGUAUUUCACUGUGGACUAAGAUAAUUUGUUUUCUGCUUCUUUGUUAUACUCUGUGCAGUGCAUACUUUGAAACAGGAAGAGUGUCACUGGUACAGUCCCACAAGUUAUUAAGUCCCUUUUGCCAGUUUGUUCAUAAGGAAAUGAAUGCAUUAAAGCUGCACACUGGGAAUUUCUAGUAUGGAGGGGGGGGGGGGUGUCAUGUGUUGGGUCUAAUAUGGUUGUAUGGUAUUUGUAUAUAAUGCUCUUUGUAACAAGUGGCUUUUGUUUUACUUGUAAGUAUAUUUUUAUUUUGUGGAGAAAAUCUUACUGUUAUUUGUAGGGCGCUGCGGGGUUAAUGAAAGCGAAGGCGCCAGUCUCGGCUGUAAGCGGCGACUUUAGUGCGUUUUUGCACUUCCCAGAUGCAUGCAGCUCUCGGGAGGUUUUUUUUCUAAUGUUUCAAAAGUGUUUUUUUUUGUAGAAACAAUAAAAAAAACAAACAAAAAAAAAAAGCUUUGCAGAUUUGUACUGCUCACGACAACCCAGAAAAUCUUUAUGAUGUUUUAUAGCAAAAGGUGUUCUUUAUUUCAAGUUAUUUACUAUUUGGGGCAAGUAAACUUUGUUUUUAUCAAAA